Molecule: messenger RNA, 2494 nt
Organism: Pygoscelis adeliae (Adelie penguin)
Lineage: Eukaryota; Metazoa; Chordata; Aves; Sphenisciformes; Spheniscidae
Gene: PEDS1
Product: transmembrane protein 189
Exons: 7
Coding region: 1-768 (255 amino acids)
Biological process (GO): ether lipid biosynthetic process
Cellular component (GO): endoplasmic reticulum membrane
Molecular function (GO): plasmanylethanolamine desaturase activity
Source: RefSeq, a predicted model, not a curated record
AUGGCGGGAGGCCGGAGCGGGAUCAGCAUCUACCCCUCGGGUAGGUGCGAUGUGCUGGUCCGCGCCGCCAGGGCGGGAAAGAGACUACAAGAAUGGAUCUCUGUCAUUUUAUGCUUCUCUCUGAUCUGUUUCAAUUUUUACAAUCUUCUCUUCUACUUGCGACUGGAACACACGCCCUCUGUUAUUGUUGGGAUAUUUGCAGGAGUUAUUACAGCUGACUUUCUGUCAGGAUUAUUUCACUGGGGAGCAGAUACCUGGGGAUCUGUGGAGCUACCCAUAGUUGGAAAGGCUUUCAUCAGACCCUUUAGAGAACAUCAUAUUGACCCCACAGCAAUUACCAGACAUGAUUUCAUAGAGACCAAUGGAGACAACUGCUUUAUGACACUAGUCCCGUUGGCAAACAUGGCAUACAAAUUUGUUUCUUUUUCCCCAGAGGCGUUAUAUGAAACAUGUCCUUGGGAGUGUUACGUCUUUGCCCUUAUCAUCUUCAUAACCAUGACGAACCAGAUUCACAAGUGGUCUCACACGUACUUUGGUCUUCCACGCUGGGUCAUAUUUCUACAGGACUGGCAUGUUAUCCUGCCACGGAAGCAUCACAGGAUCCAUCAUGUGUCUCCACACGAGACGUACUUCUGCAUUACAACUGGUUGGCUGAACUAUCCAUUAGAGAAGAUAAGAUUCUGGAGGUGUUUGGAGAACAUUAUCCAAGGAGUUACUGGGGAGAAGCCAAGAGCAGAUGACAUGAAAUGGGCUCAGAAAAUGAAAUAACUUUUGCCAGCCUUCUGCAAUCCUUAACUUGUUGCCAAUGUUGGGUUUUUAAAAAAAAAAAAAAAUAAAGCCAUCAGCCAAAUUCAAGACCUGCAAAGAAGUAACAGACUCUACAGCACAAACUAAAAAGUGCUAACACAGACUGUAAUGAAAAGAACUAAUUCUUAAAACAAUACUUGAAAUGAAGAUGAUUACUCUUACUGAGCACCUUUUUGUUUAGCCAUGUCUGCUUACAUCUUAGAAAAUACUUCAUCACUGUAUCUCAUAAGGCUAUCGGGCAAGCCAGAAGGCAGGACAGUCACUCCAUUGGUACGUGGUGGCGUAGUAAACAUGUGUUGUAUCAACAUUAUUUAACACUUCAAAAAUAGCUUGUUGCUUAAGACCUGUAGGGGGAAUGGUGACAACAGUUGGUCACUUCAUGUUUGAGUCCAAAUACACUGCAUGAAAACAGUGUGUCAGAGUAAUGGAAGCCUAUAAAAUCAUCACUGUUCAAUGCACUUAGUGAUUGAUAAACUUACAGUUCUAUCUUUGCUAUCAUGUUAAAUCUAAUUGAUGUAAUGUGCAACAGACUUCGAGAAUCCCACUCCACCAGUGGGCCACGAAUCCUCAAGUGUCUUCAGUUUCCCUUAAAAUAAAAUUGUUCUACUGUCUACAUGGAAUUGAGCAAACCGUUUCUGCGUAAGCCUUCAACUUAACAAGCCUGUGAGGAGAGGGAGGGCAUCCAGUACAACACAUGCUCACGUCUGUUCAUGUGGAGUGCUCACUGAUAAGUCUUCUAUUAAGUGUUUCCUACCCUGACAAUAAAUGUUUAAAAUAGUUCUAGCAUUGGGCAUAUUGCAAAUAGCUGUAUUCAAGAGCUCAAGUAUCAAACUUGUAAUGUUAGAAGGGAAAUGUCAAUGACUGGUGUUUUGUUCUUUUUUUUUUAAGGUGCUUGCUUGUUUCUGUAAAUAAUAUAAAGCCUUAAUCUCUUCUGGUGUAAUGGAAUAAUAUUUUAACGUGAUGUUUGAAUGUAUAUAAUAUAUUUAUAACAAAGCAGUUGGAUAAUACUAAUCAUGUUUGUUAAGUCUUGUUGCUGUUCUUCAUUCAUGCAUUGUCAGCACUUAGGCCAAGAACUUGGUAACUGGUUGCAAAAUGCUUGAUGCUAUUCCAGCCACCUGAAACACCUUGCAGCCUGUUAAGUCUGGUUUAGAUUGAAGUGAUCAGUUGUUUUUCAGCUUUGUAGGAGGUUGACACUAUUACACCAGACUUCAACACCUUUCAAGAAAUGCAACUAAUUCUGCUUUGGAGGCUAAGGAGUAAUUCUGCUGGACUGGGAGAGGGAGUUCCCCUAAGAACAUCCAACAGGCUCUUUAUCAAGUGAAUGUGGCUUGGACCUUGUUUAAUCCUCUCCUAGAUGAAAUCUUACUGAGGGUCAAAUCUAAAACUAUUUUCCCUUCCCUAACUAUAAAUUGUGUUGAAUUCAAACUGUCUUUUCCUGAAGUGUAUGGUAAAGGGGUUUUGAGCCAUAGGUUUGGAUCUCAACUUCUUCAGAUAUGAUGGACCACAACUUCUUAGAGUUGGGACUUGGCAACUCCUUCCAUGGAAAUGGCUGAAUGCAGAUGUGUCUGAGCUGAGUUCUACAGAUUAAAAUUGCAGUUGGUACUUUGGUUACAAAAUAUCUAACAUGUUUAAAUGAUUCAGACCCUUGGAGAACUUUAUACAGUUACAUGAAACUAUUGUCUACUCC